Cryphonectria parasitica EP155 is the source of this 865-nucleotide messenger RNA. RefSeq lists its product as uncharacterized. The record is from RefSeq and is a predicted model, not a curated record. Lineage: Eukaryota; Fungi; Ascomycota; Sordariomycetes; Diaporthales; Cryphonectriaceae. The transcript has a single exon. Bases 444 to 644 code for a protein of 66 amino acids.
GUGUGUUGGCCGAUUAGUGAUGACCACCACGUCUGAGCCGUACCGAGGGCCGUAGGGGAUUGAGUCGGGAGAAGGUCUGUGAGAAGUUCUAGCGGCUUGUCAAGGCGCGGCACAAUAGCUGGAAGAGCGUGCCGUGCUUGCGGACGAACAAAACAGGCAAAACUCAUACCGCAAACCCGGAUUGCGCCUUGGGGCGUUUGGCCCUAGAGGCGACAUUAGUGGACAAGCUAUAGAUGUGGUGAGGGCAGGAGAUGAGAGUCAUGUCCACCACCCAUUACGACUCUUCUGUGUGAAACUGGUGGGCAAAAAAGGGUCCGGCCUCCCCUCCCCGAGAGGGUCCUUUCCGUGCACCCCAUGAAAGGUCCGAGACCAAUUUGAAGGUUGAGAAUUGAUUCGAGCAGAGAGCGCCCGAAAAAUCGUCGUAUCCGCCGCAGGGAGUCAUCAUGUCAGUGCCAUGUCGCAAGUCGCCCCAGGGCCAAUCCCUCGGAGGACUGGUCAAGAACGAGGGCGGUGUCCACCCACGGACACCUCCUAGUAACGGCCGUCACCCCUUCUCGGACGUCAGGACCAGAGUCGCCACCUGCUUUGCGACUCGCCAGAAGAAUCGGAGAGACCGUGACUGCAUGUCGUCAGGGAUGCGGUGAGCUUUCGAUCUCAGGUGAUCUUGGGGGUUGCUUGGGUGAAGGGAGAGCGUGAGAGGGGUAGCUUCUCGAUGGGGCUGCAGCGGUGGCAACGGAAUGCAAGACAGUUGGUAUGCAACCGUAGGCAAGGGAAGCCGACCAACGAUCUGCUGGAGGAAGGCAAAGGUGGUAAGGAUACAAGAGGAGGCAAAAAAAAACAGGAGAGGACCACCUUCAAGUCUGAU